Exaiptasia diaphana is the source of this 1896-nucleotide messenger RNA. RefSeq names its product amiloride-sensitive amine oxidase [copper-containing]-like. The transcript is spliced from 2 exons. Gene Ontology annotation, cellular component: plasma membrane. Gene Ontology annotation, molecular function: copper ion binding; quinone binding; primary methylamine oxidase activity. The record is from RefSeq and is a predicted model, not a curated record. The annotation marks the transcript as partial. Gene Ontology annotation, biological process: amine metabolic process. NCBI's taxonomy places the organism in Eukaryota, Metazoa, Cnidaria, Anthozoa, Actiniaria, Aiptasiidae.
AUGAACAAAGUCUACAAUUACAUGCACUCUAUCAAGUCGUUUAAAUUAAAAUCAAGCAAAGAAGAAGGUCAACUCAGCGACAAUGUCAUCGCUCUUAUCAAGUUCUACCCGCCGUCUAAAGAUGCAGCAUUGGCUUAUUUGGAUGAAGGCAAAGAAAAGCCAGAGAGACAGGUUAUUGUUGUGGUAUUCAAAGGAGCGGCUCAGCCCCCGAUAGUCGAGGAAUACCUUGUUGGCCCAGUAUCUGCACCGAAUAAACACGAGCUGUUGAAAGUAGACGGUCGAUCGUACCCUAUCAACUUCAACGUAAGGCCAGGAUUUGCACCGAGAGAAGAAAUUGCUAUUUACAAURACAUCCUUUUACCAAUGGGUAUAAAACUCCAUCGUCUCUUGUAUGAGAGUUAUGACGGGUACACUAUUGCCAAUUGCACUGAUAAGUGCUUGAAUUGUCUUUUCUCGGCUCCCUUUGGAUUCACUAGCGAUACAAGAGAAAACUGGUAUUUUCUAUUUCGUAACGAAAUAGCUGUAUAUUCGCACCCUUUGAACUUUGAAUUUUACUUGAAUCAUGCUGGUAGCAACUCRUCARAAUGGCGCAUAGAAAAGUUGUUGUACAACGGRCAGCUUUUCAACUCUACKGAAGAMCUAAUGRAUGCMUAUGACAAGGGAAAACUCGUCAAGACAUUUAUUCCAGCUCCUAAGGGAAAGGACAAARUUUUCUCMACUUACGAAAAACGCGGAAAGSARCAGCCUUCCAAACCCAGUCGARGUCCUGAACAGUACGAGCCCGAUGGAAAACGCUACUCUGUGAAAGGUAGACAUAUCGAGUACAUGAAYUGGGCUUUUGACUUCCGRGUUGAUUCCAUAAGUGGACCGCAAAUAUAUGAUGUAAGAUUUGGAGGAGAGAGGAUUGCGUACGAGAUCAGUCUACAGGAGGCUGUAGCGACUUACGCUGGAUAUUAUCCCACACAGAUGAAUAUUAACUAUGUUGAUGGCACGUAUACAAUGGGCGUACGAUCGCAUGACCUGUUACAAGGUAAACAUAAUCAGGGAGGGCUGAAAAUGCAUUGACUCCCCUCUCCUCCCCCCUCCCUGUCGAUCAAUAGUCGAUUUACGACUCAUUCAAACCCAUAAGAAUCAAGACAAGCUGUCAAAGCUAUUGUCUUUCCACGAAUGACUGAGCUCUGAUUCCUUUCUGCUUAUCAGGCCAUCGUCCUGCGAACUAUUGCCUCACUUGCUAACUACGACUACAUACACGACUUCAUAUUCUACCAGAACGGUGUGAAAGAAGUGAAAGUAUCAGCAUCUGGUUACACCUUUGGUASUUUCUACGAUGAGAAURUAAAACCAUACGGUUAUCCCAUCCACMAUAACUUAACAAGCACUACACACGAUCACUUACUCAACUACAAAGUUGACUUAGAUGUUGGUGGAAGACAAAAUUCCUACGAGACUAUCGAAGUCACAACAGARAACGUAACUGACAAAUGGCUACCGGAGAAAMACAGAUACUUUGUCAGGAAAGUCUUGAAACGUACCACCAAAAAGACCGAGCAAGAGGCAGCAUACAAAUUCAACUUUGACCGUCCAAAGUACUUGAACUUCUACAAUGAAAAAAAGAAAAACAAAAUGGGUGUAUCAAAAGGAUACAGAAUCCAGCUGAAUGGUAUCAUGAAGCAGUUGUAUCCAGAAGACUGGAUAAUGGUACCGAUGAUAAGUUGGUCUCUGUAUCAGUUGGCUGUUACCAGGUACAAAGACAGCGAAAGACAAAGCUCCUCAUGGUACAACCAAAACUCUCCGAGCGAUCCUCACGUUGAUUUCAGAACAUUUCUAGCAGACAACGAAUCUAUUGUCAAUCAAGAUCUUGUUGCUUGGGUAACCACUGGAAUGAUGCACAUCCCU